AUGUUUACCACAAAUAAGAUAAUAUUUUUUAUAUCAUUAAUUUAUCCCUUAAUGAUAAGUAUUGUUUAUCUAGAUCAUUCAUUUAAUAAGAUAUCCAAUGUAAAAAAAUUUAGAUUAUUGGAUACUGUGUGCAAUGCAGGGGAAAUGCUUACAUAUGAUUAUAAAUGUGAAAAAUGUAAAAUAGGUUUUUAUAAUUUUUCAAGAGUAAACAAACAAUGUUUUCCUUGUCCUCUUGGUACUUUUACUGAUAAAAUGGGAUCUCUUAUUUGUCAGAAUUGUCCUAAAGGAUCAAGCACAAAUGAAAUGGAAUCAAAAUCUAUUUUAGACUGUAUUUGUAAUAAAGGUUUUAAAUUAGACAAAAUAAAUAAUAAAUGCAUGAAAUGCAACUUAAUAGAAUUUUGCCAUGAUAAUAAGAAUAUAUGGUCAUUUCAAAAUAUGUGUAUAAAAAAUAGUACUGUAAAAUAUAGAGAAUUAUGUGAAUCUGUUAAAAAAAAAAAAAUAUAUGAUUAUCAAAUUUUAUGCCACAAGAAGGAUGUAUGCUUGAAUUUUAAAGAAAAUAAAUCCUGUUUAAAAGGAAAUCAUUUAAUACAAUGCAAAAUUUGUGAAGAAAAUUAUAGAUAUGACUUGAUAUCUCCAUCAAAAAAUCCUUGUGUUUUUUGUAAUUUUACAACUUACUUGAUAAUAAUUUACUUUAUUUUAAUCACAUUAUUUAUAACUGUUUCAACAGUUAUAUGUGUAAAUAUGUUAAGAGAAAUAACAACAAUAAAAAUUUUUACAACAUAUAUACAAUUUAUAUCACUUCUUAGAUAUGUUAAUUCAAAUUAUGAUCACUCUUUUGUCAAUAUUUUUUAUUUUUUUACUAUUGGUAUACCUUUAAACGAAAUUUUAGAUUGCAUUUUUCCUAAAGGAACAAACAGUGAUAGAAUUUUAAAAAAAAUUAAUUUUUUACUAUUUAUGCCAUUAUUAUAUUCCUUUUGCUCAGUAUUAUGCACUAUUGCUUUUUAUAUUUUGAGAAAAAGGGUUGAAGUAAAAAUAAAUAAUGAUACAUAUGAAAAUAAAGAAAAAAUAUCCUAUUGGGGAGAAGAUAAUCAAAGACAUAAUGUAAGUUUAAGAAAGAAAAAAUUUAUUAAUAAUGAAUUUCAUCAAUUGUUUUUAGAAUAUCCAACAAAAAUUAAUAAAAAACAAUUAAUUAAAAGAAUAAAAAAUAAAAAUAAAAGUUCUUGCAUUAGAUCAACAAGAAAUAUUGAAAAAUCCUUAAACGUUAAUUAUACUGAAAACACAGAAAAAUUAACGAAUUAUUUUUUUAAUAAGCAUAGUUUAAAAUACCAAGGAUUUUAUAGAAAACAUAGCUUAAAUAGGGCAAUUAUAACAAAAAGUGAAAAUUUUAAAAUACUGAAAAAAAAAAAAAAAAAAAGUUGCUAUAAUAAAAAAAGUAUAUUUUCGGAAAUAAAUAAACAUAAACUUAUGAGAUCAAAUAGUGAUAGUUUAAAGUUAUUAAAAAAAAUAAUUCAUAAAAAUGAGUUAGUAAUACCUCACAAAAAGAAAACAAAACAGUUAGACAUUGAAAAAAAUCAUAAUAAAUAUAUUAUACUAAAAUCCCAUAUGAGUUUUAUAAAAACUUAUUUGCAUGGUUCUCACAAAAAAAAUAACAAAAGUUUUACGGAAUAUAAAAAAAAUGAAAAUGAAAAUGAAAAAAAAAAAAAAGAAACUAAUGAAAGGAUAGAACAAAAUAAACAUAGUUCUGAUUUAUAUUCUAAAGGUAAACCAUUAGUGAAUAUAAUUAUUAAAUCUUUAAAUAAAGAUAAAGAGAAAAUAGUUUUUGAAGAUAGAUAUGAAGCUAAAGAUAAACAAGAUAUUAAUAAUAUUUAUAGCAAAAAUAGCAAUACAAAAAAUAGUGUCUAUAAAAGUUGCAACAAUAUAAAUAAAAAAUAUGUAAAUUACAAAGUACGUAAUAAUUGUGUAAUAAAUAACAGUAAUUGUAUAUAUAAUUAUAGAAAUACUAUAAGUUUAAAUAAACAGGAAAACAACAUAUUUGAUCCAAUUCAAGAAAAUAGAAAUAUUCCUGAAAACACAGUAAUAAAUUAUAAACAGAAUAAUUUGAUGGGUAAUAUUAUAAAUGAAAAUAAGAUAAAGGAUACAUUUUGCAUCAAACACAUGUUAAAAUAUUUUAUUUUAUUUUUUAUAUUAUAUCAUGAUUUGUUAUAUUUUGAGAUAAUAAGAUUAUGUAUUUUUUUUUUUUUUUGUAAUUAUGAUGAACAUAGACAAGAAAGUUUUAUAAUAAUUGAUGAUUCAUUAGAAUGUUCCGAAAUGAGAAAUAAAUAUUAUAUUAAAAUUCUUAUAAUAAUAAUAUAUAACACAUUUAUAAAAUUUUCAAAUCAUUUCCUAUUGUUAUUUAAGAAAUAUAUGAAAAAUAAUGUGAACAUUUUGUAUGUUGUGUUACAACUAUAUUACAAGAUAGAAGCAUUGAAUCCUGCUAACAAUUUUUUGUUAUUGUUAUUUUUAGUUUUAUUUUAUAAAAGGUUUUUAAAUACAACGAAUACGUCUCUUACUUAUAACUAUAAAAAUACUUUAUAUAAUCCUAAUAUUCAUAUAUUUCAAUUAACAAUUAUUAUUAUUUCACUUCUUAUUUAUAUUUUAAUUAUGUAUUUAUAUGUAUAUGAGUUUGAUGAAAAAGGAGAAAGGGAAAAAAAUGAAAUGGCAAAUGAUAAUAUUCUAUAUCAUACAAGCUCUAUUACUAAAUGUAAAGAAAAUACAAAAUAUAUAAAAUACAAAAGAGACAUUGAAAAAGAAAGAAAUAAUAUUAAAUCAUUUAAUGAAAAUAUAAAAAAUGUUAAUCUUAAUGAUCAAAAAGAAAUUGUAUCUAUUUCAAAGGAGAACUACAGAUUUAAAAAUGAUAUAGAUGAUAAAAAUAGUGAUUAUUAUAUUAAUGGUGACAAUUAUGAAGAAGGAGAAAAUAGAAAAAAGAAUAGCAAUUCUAAUAGACAUUAUAAUAAUAAGAAUAAUAAACUUUUGAAUAUACUAAAAAAAAUUGUAGCUAAAUUAAUAAAAAAAAAAAAAGUUGAUAAAUUUAUUUUUUAUUUUUCUCUGUUUGUAUAUAUUACUAUAUUAUUGUCUUAUUAUGUAUUCUUAAGUUAUAUCUAUUUAUAUAAUUUCCUUAAUGUUAUAACAAUUUUUUCAAUAAUUCUUAAUUUUUUAGUUUACUUAGUGAUUCUUUUAUUAUUAUUAAAUUAUUUUAAAGAAGAUAUUAAAAUAUUUGUUAUAAAAAACAUAAAUAAGUUGGUUGAUUACGUUAAUAAGAUAAAAUGGAUUAAUUGGGGUGUAUCAAAGCAGAAAAAAGUAAUAUUAAAAAAAAAAAUUUCUAAGAAAUUGCAAGAAUUAAAAUUAAAAAAUAAUGAAAUGGAAGAACAAAUAGUAUUAAAAAAAGAAAAAAAAAGCAUAAAGUUGAUUAACAACAUUUUAAAAAAUAGUAAAAAUUAUCAAAAAGACCAAUUAAAAUUUGUAAAUAAUUUUGUAUUUGAUGAAGGAAACAUAAAAAAAAAAAAAAAAAAUAUUAAAAGAUAUAAAUUAUUAAAAAUAUCAAAAGUAUGGGUGUUUUUUAUAUGUAAUAUAGUUGAUUUAACUGAAGAACCUGAAAAAUGCUUGUCCAUUCUAAUUAGUUUAACAUUAGAAAAAAAUUUUCAUAAAUUAACCUUGGAAAACUGCUUAAAUAUAUUGAAGAAAAAUCAUUUUCCUCAUAUAAAAAAUAUAUCAUUAAUUUUAAAAAAUUUUCUUAAAUAUAAAGAAAAAUUCUUUAAUACAUUAAUGAAGAAAACAUACAAAGAUUAUGAAUCUCUUAUUAUUUAUGCAUGGGGUAUGAGUAUUUUAAGUUAUUGUAAUUUAUUAGAUAUAGAUUAUAAUCUAUCAACAAUUUUGUUAUACGUUUCAAAUAUAUUAAAAAAAAGUAAAUACUUCAAUAAUAUAAUGGAACACUAUUUAAACAUUUUUCCUUUUUUCAAUGUAAAUGCAUAUCAGGAGGAUAUAAAAAAAGAUACAGAACCCACAAAUAUAAAUUUUCAUAAUCAGUUGUUUAAUAAUUAUAAUGGAUGUACGUUGUAUAAUUUAAAUAGAAAUGAUAUGAAAAAAAAAUUUAUAUAUAGUAAGGAAUUAUAUGAUAAUAAUAAUAAUAAUAGUAAAGAUUUUAAUAUAGAGAGUUACUCCUUAAAUAAAUAUGAUAAUGCUAUUAAUUUUGAUUAUAUGAAUAAAAACUUGUGUGAUUCACAUUCUUUAAAAGACAAAAUAUAUAAUUAUUAUAAUUUAAAUAAUUUUAAAGAAAUUUAUUUGAGUAACUUAGAUACUGCUUUAAGUAAUGCAAAUAAUUUCGACAUUCACUUGAGCAAAAGAAUGUUAAGAAAUAAUAAAAAUACUACGGAAAUUAAUCAAUCUAAUGGUAAUAAUGAGAAUGACAAAAAUUUGUAUUCUUUUAAAAAAUAUUUGAACACUAAUUUUAAUAUGCUAAAAAAAAAGUAUCAAAAUGAGUCAAUGAUUUUAUCAAAUAAAAAACAAAAUAAUAGAGAAUUCAAAAUUUUGAAAAACAAUAAAACUUAUAAUAAUUUAUAUAAAUUAUUUUUAAAGAAUAAAACAAAAAAAGAUAAUAGGGGAAAUAUGUUCGAUAUUAAUUACAUAUAUUCUAUAGAAUUAUGUAGAAUUUAUCUUCAUUGCUUAUUAUUAGAUGUAGGUGAAAUUUACUUUAAUAUUUGUUAUAGAUAUACAUGUGAAAAAUAUAUAUGUUCUAAUUUAAUAAAUUUGUGGGAUAACUCUUUAAGUAAUAAUUUAUAUAUGAAAAGAUAUUUUAAAUUCCUAGAAGAUAAUAAAGAAUAUGAAUACAAAUUAAAUAUUGAUAAAAAAUAUUUGAAUAGCAAAAAAAGAGAUUCUAAUGAUAAAAUAUUAAUAAUAAAUGAUUUUUUAGGAAGAAAUGUAUUAGAUACAGAUUUUUAUAAUGAAUAUGAAAAGUUAGAUAAUAAAACAAAAAAUUACUUCAAAAAUUUAAUUAAGGAAGAAGAUUAUUUAAAUACUAAUGAGUUAAUUGAAUUUUGUGAAGUAUACGAUAUAAGAAAGAUAGAAAAAGAAAAAAAAAAUGAAAAUGAAAAAAAAAAAGAAGAAUUUUUCAAAGUAUUCAGUAAUGCUUUACCAGUUUUUAUUGAAAAUUCUGAUUAUUUAGAUAUAGAUGAAGUAAAAUUAAUUGAAGAGAAAAAAAGAAAUUUUACUGUUUUAUAUGGAAAUAUGAUAGAAUUAUAUGGAGAUGAUUACAUUAUGAAAAAUUAUGAAGAAAAAAUAAAUUACUUUCAAAUAGAUAACUAUGGUACAUUUAUUUAUAUAAAAGGAACUUUUUUAAAUAAAUUGUUAAACUUAGUAUCAAAAAAAAAAAAAAAAAGACAAAAGAAAGAAAACAACAAAGAUAAUACGGAAGAUUUAUUAAGUAUAAAAUAUAUGAAAUUUCUAAAUAAAAAUAUGCAUAAUUAUAUGAAUUAUGAAACUAUAAAUGACGAAAUUUUCAUAUUUAUACACAAUUGUUUUAAAUGCAAUAUAGGUAUUACUGGAGACUUAAAAGGAAUGAACUUUUAUAAUAAAAAUUCUUUAAUCAUAAUAAAUCCACCCAUAAUAUUGCCUAAUAAAUGCACCAUAGAAUUAUGGUUAUACUUUAACUGUAAAAAUGACAAAAAAAAAAGUAAAAAUUUUAUUUUUUGUGAUAAAAAAGGAAAUUCUUUGUUUGUUAUUGAUAGAGAUAAAGAUACAAUUGAGAAUAUAGAAAUACAUAUAAAUGAAUGGAAUAAGUUGAGUAUUUAUUAUAUAAAACAUAUUCUGAAAAAAAAGACAGAUAUAAAAAAUGAUUGUAGUUUUUAUAUAAAUAGUAUGAAGACAAAAAAAUGGGAAAAAAUUAAUAAAAUAUUAAAAAAAAAUAAAUGGAAUUUGUUAAAUUUAACUAAAUCAUCCACUGGUUUAGUUUAUUAUAUUAACGGAAAAUAUUUAAGUACAAUUUCUCAUGAAGUUUUAAAUCUAGAUGAAGAAUUUGAGAUAAGUAUAUUUGGGAAUUCUUGUUUUGGUAACAAUAAUAUAGGAAUUUGUUCAUCUUUUAAAAUUUUUGAAUUUUUAAAUAAAGAUGAAAUAAAAAGAAGAUAUAAAUUUAUCAAAAACAUAAAAUUCAAAGAAAUGAUAGGAGAUAAUAUAAAUAUGAACAAAGAAAAUGAUUUUAUAGAAGGAAUAGACAUUACGAACAGGCAAAUGGAGGAAACUUUUUUAAUGUAUUUUGUACAAUCUCGAACACAUAGAAAUAAAGUUAUACCAAUUAUAAAUGAUUCAAGUUAUAAAUUGAAAAUUUAUCAAUUAAAAUACUUUACUAAAUAUAAAAAUACGAAUUAUUUGUAUAAUAAGAUAUUAGAUGGUAGUAAAAAAAAUGAUAAAAGGUUUACAGAAAUUCACAAAAAUUUAGAAGAAAAUAAAAAAGAAAGUAAAAAAUCAACUAAAUAUAAAAAUGAAUAUUCUAAAAUUAUUGAAAUUGAUGACGAAGAAGAAUAUGGCUAUAAUGUUUAUUUUAAAAAAAUAAUUAAAAAAGAACAUUUGCCGAAAAUAUAUGGAGUUGAUGUAUUUUCAGAUAACUUAGCUUUUGGAUGUAAUUUAUCAAAAUUUUAUAAUUUAGUUUUAUCUCCUACCUUAUCAAUAUAUAAUGAAUUAACGAAACCAUUUGGAUACACAAUAUCUGCAUGGGUAUUUUUACCUAUAGUAAAAAAUAUAUCUUUUUCAUCUUUGAUAUGUGGUGAGAAUGAUAUUCAUGUUAGUAUAUUUAGUGAUGAUUUAAUUAUCGGAUGUAUAGAAAAUUAUAAAAAAAAAGAUAAAAUUUUUUAUCAUUCUUCAGGAUAUAGUAUUAAAAAUCUGAAUAAAGGGUGGUAUUACUUAAAUGUUGUUGGCACAUUAAAAGGCCAAUUUUAUUUCAUUAAUGGAUGCUUUAAGGGAUGUCAUAAAUUCUGUUCUUUUGAUAAUAUAAAGUAUAUAUUUAAUAGUGGAUUAUAUAUUAAUCCAUGUUCGUUUAUUUGUUUUUUAAAAGUAGUAAAUAAACCCUUAUCAAUGAACGAAAUAUUAUAUGAAUAUAACAAUUCUCCUCUAUGUUACAAUUUUUCUUAUUAUUAUUAUUAUUUUUAUUUAUCAUCUUUAUUUUCAAAUUUAACAAAUCAAUUAAAAUUUGAUAGCAUAGUUUCGUCAAGUAAUACAAAUUCAUCUGAUUAUUCAAAUAAAAUACAAUUUGUUCAUUUUGAUGUAACAAUAAAUAAUAACGUGCAUAUUUAUCCUAUUGAGAAAAGUAAAAAAUUUUAUUAUUCCUUAUCUCUUACAUCUAUGAAAAAUAGAAAAUUGCACUAUUUUAACAGCAUAAAUACACAAUAUAAUAAUUUGAAUAUAUAUUUACACAACUAUAUAAUAUUACCCCAACAGUGGGCUAUAUUAGCAGUAAUUAAUUUAUCUUUUAUAAAUGAAUCAACUUAUCACUGUUUAAUAGGAGGAGUAGAUGGAAACUCUCAUAUUGCUAUAAAUAAUAGUGAUUUAUCUUUAGGUGUUUUAACAAAUUUAAAAAAUGAAAUUUUUUAUGAAAAAAAAGCUUCAAAUGAGAAUGAAAAAAGUUUGAAUAAAGAUGAAAGUGAAGAGUUUUAUUCCAAACAAAGUUCAAGUGAAGAAAAUAUUUCUCAAAAAAAAUUUGCAAAAGACAAUGAUAAUUAUGAAAAUAGGUACUACAAAAAAAAAAGUAUUAAUAAUUAUGUAAAAAAUUAUAAAGAUGAUUAUCAGAAAUUUUAUACUUGUGGCUAUAAUUUUAUAAACAUUUUAGACAAAAAUAUUUUUAUAGCAACAAGAUGCACUAACAAUGAGCAAACCUUUUUUGUAAACUCAUUAAAAGUAGGGGUGUCACCAGCAUGUCUUACUCCUAUAGAGUAUAUUGGUAAUUGCUUAUCUACUAAUAAUGAAUAUAUUUCACCCUUUGGUUAUUAUAAAUUUAUUAGAAUUAUUUUUGAUUAUUUCAGUGAUGAACAAAUUAGAGAAUUUUAUUAUUCUCUUAAAUUAUAA
This is a messenger RNA of Plasmodium gallinaceum, 8085 nucleotides long. Its product is annotated as conserved protein, unknown function. The transcript has 9 exons. The coding region runs from base 1 to 8085 and encodes 2694 amino acids. Lineage: Eukaryota; Apicomplexa; Aconoidasida; Haemosporida; Plasmodiidae. The record is from RefSeq and is a predicted model, not a curated record.